AAGAGCGAGACGAGAGAGCGACUCUUGAGUUUGUUGGUAAUGGGGAGUGAUUUGAAGGCAUGGGUCUCAGACAAGUUGAUAUCACUCUUGGGAUACUCGCAGCCUACUCUGGUGCUAUAUAUGAUUGGGUUAUCAAAGACAACUUCGUCCCCGUCUGACUUCGUCGGUAAGCUUGUGGAUUUUGGGCUAUCGGCAAGUAAUGAAACGCGUAAAUUUGCAGAAGAGAUCUACGGGAGGGUUCCGCAUAAAGGUUCGGGGAUUAAUGUCUAUCAGAAACAAGAACGAGAGGCGGCGUUACUGGUUCGGAAGCACAAAACUUACUCUAUUUUGGAGGCCGAUGAUGAUGAUGACCAUGAUGUUGGAGGUGGCAGUGGUAAUGGCUCUCAUAUUCCCGCGGCUUCUGAGGUCAGAAAUGCCGAUGACAGUCGUAAGAAACGGUUCAGGAAGAAGACCGAGAAUGAUCAGGAAGACGAAGAUGAUGAGGUGGUUACAAACAUGGAAGAAAAAAGACGAGUUAAGCAACGGACUAAUGAUGAUUCUGAGUCGGAGGAAGAAAUAUUGUGCGACCAAAGAGAGAGGGAGGAGUUAGAGCGCCACCUCAAAGAUCGGGAUGCAGCAGCGACGAGGAAGCUAGGCGAGGCAAAGUCGAGGAGGAAUGAGGAAGAAGAAUUGGUAAUUCGGAGAUCUAAUGCUUUGGAGCAAGAUGGCAUGAAUACUUUAAGAAAAGUUUCAAGGCAAGAGUAUUUGAAGAAAAGGGAGGAAAAGAUAGUGGAUCAGCUCAGGGAUGAUAUAGAGGAUGAGCAGUAUCUUUUCGACGGUGUAAAAUUGACUGAAGCAGAAUAUCGCGAGCUGAGAUACAAGAAGGUGAUUUACGAGCUUGUUGAGAAGCGGUCUGAAGACGCUGAUAACGUAGAUGGGUAUCGAAUGCCUAAAGCUUACGAUCAGGAAGGCGGUGUGAAUCAAGAGAAGAGAUUUUCUGUCGCUAUGCAGCGUUACAGGGACUCGGGUGCUGGAGACAAAAGGAACUUCUUUGCAGAACAAGAAGCAUGGGAGGAGCAUCAGAUUGGAAAAGCUACCCUUAGGUAUGGUUCAAAAGAUAGGAAGCAAAAAGCCGAUGAGUUCCAGUUUGUAUUCGAGGACCAGAUUGAUUUCAUUAAGGCAUCUGUGAUGGAUGGUGUCAAAUUUGAAGAUGAGAUUCCUGCUGAGUCCCUCGACAAAUCGAUGGAGAAAUCAGCAUUUGAGAAACUUCAGGAGGGCAGAAAAACUUUGCCUAUUUAUGCAUAUCGAGAUGAGUUGCUUCAAGCUGUUGAAGAUCAUCAGGUUCUUGUUAUAGUUGGGGAGACGGGCUCCAGGAAAACCACGCAAAUACCCCAGUAUCUACAUGAGGCUGGAUACACGAAACGAGGAAAGAUUGGAUGUACACAGCCGCGGCGAGUUGCUGCUAUGAGCGUUGCUGCCCGUGUUUCUCAAGAGAUGGGUCUCAAACUUGGCCACGAGGUUGGUUAUUCCAUUCGUUUCGAAGAUUGCACUUCAGAGAAGACACUUGUGAAGUAUAUGACUGAUGGUAUGCUACUUCGGGAGUUCCUCGUGGAACCUAAUCUCGCAGGUUACAGUGUUGUGAUGGUGGAUGAGGCCCACGAAAGAACUCUCUCAACCGACAUUCUGUUCGGUUUAGUUAAGGAUAUUGCCCGGUUUAGACCGGACCUCAAGUUGCUUAUCUCAAGCGCGACUCUUGAUGCAGCGAAGUUCAGCGAUUACUUCGAUUCUGCUCCAAUUUUUAAGAUCCCCGGUAGGCCGUUUGAAGUUGAGGUGCAUUACACAAAAGCACCGGAAGCUGAUUACUUGGAUGCAGCUAUUGUAACUGCUCUGCAAAUCCAUGUCACUCAGCAACCUGGAGAUGGUGACAUCCUGAUCUUCUUCACUGGGCAGGAGGAGAUCGAAACAGCCGAGGAGAUAUUAAAACACAGGACAAGAGGGCUUGGAACUAAAAUUCCGGAGCUCAUCAUAUGCCCUAUCUACGCAAACCUUCCAACAGAGCUACAGGCAAAAAUAUUCGAACCCACCCCCAAAGGAGCACGUAAGGUUGUCCUUGCCACAAAUAUAGCAGAAACCUCAGUAACAAUCGAUGGGAUUAAGUACGUCAUUGAUCCAGGAUUUUGCAAGAUGAAAUCGUAUAAUCCGCGAACUGGGAUGGAGUCGUUAUUGGUCACUCCCAUCUCCAAAGCAUCUGCAACUCAGAGGGCUGGUCGAUCUGGACGGACAGGUCCCGGGAAGUGCUUUCGAUUAUAUACUGCUUACAACCAUGACAAUGAUAUGGAUGACAAUACUGUCCCUGAGAUACAACGGACUAACCUCGCAAAUGUUGUUCUCACUCUUAAGAGCCUUGGCAUUCACGACCUGGUGCAUUUUGAUUUUAUGGACCCACCACCAGCUGAAACUUUGCUAAAAGCCUUGGAAUUGCUCUUUGCUUUGGGUGCAUUGAAUAAGUUGGGAGAAUUGACGAAAGUAGGCAGAAGAAUGGCGGAGUUCCCUCUUGAUCCCACUUUAUCUAAAAUGAUUGUUGCAUCAGAGAAAUACCAGUGCUCGGAGGAGAUCAUAUCGAUCGCUGCUAUGCUUUCUGCUGGAAGCUCAAUCUUUUACCGCCCGAAGGACAAGCAAGUCCAUGCUGACAUUGCACGAACGAAUUUUCACAUGGGGAAUGUUGGAGAUCAUAUCGCGUUGCUUAAGAUCUACAGUUCCUGGAAAGAAACCAAUUACUCAACUCAGUGGUGCUAUGAGAAUUACAUCCAGGUUAGGAGUAUGAAGCGUGCAAGAGACAUAAGAGAUCAAUUGGAGGGCCUAUUGGAGAGGGUUGAGAUUAAACUGAUGUCGAACUCUAAUGAUCUAGAACCAAUAAAGAAGGCUAUAACGGCAGGUUUUUUCCCUCAUUCAGCCAGGAUGCAGAAAAACGGUUCUUAUCGGAAAGUCAAAACUCCCCAGACGGUUUAUAUUCACCCGAGUUCUGGUUUAGCACAAGUACUUCCAAGAUGGGUUAUUUACCAUGAAUUGGUUCUGACAACAAAGGAGUACAUGCGGCAGGUUACAGAACUGAAACCGGAGUGGUUGGUUGAGAUCGCUCCACACUAUUACCAAAUGAAGGAUGUGGAAGAUCCUGGAUCAAUGAAAAUGCCUCCCAGUGCAGGACGUGCGUCUCAGUAUUGAAUUAAGUGGUGCUGGGGGAAGAUUCAGAGAUGCUGAGAGCAGAAGUAGCUGUUGGCAAAUUUUGUGAAUUUUUUGACUUAUUUUUGUGAAUCUCAGGAGUGAAUUGUGUAACUGUUAUUCCCGCUUAUUAACUGGUUUUAAUCAAUCCUUUUUUCCGCAUCUGAUGGCAGAAUAAGGGUGUAUAAUUAUUGCAAAGGAAAUGCCUUGGCUGUACUGAAGUAUCACCAUGCCACGAGUAAGGGUGUAUAAUUAUCGCAAGGGAAUUGCCUUGGCUGUACUGAAAUAUCACCAUGCCAGCCACGCAUGUUGAUUCAAUUUCUGCAGUGAAACGCUGUUUUGUUCUCACCUGAUUGUAAGCUAAUGGCCUCUUCAUCGGAAGACACUACAGUGGCGCUCUGGGAACUUUACCCUCCUCCAACGUCAACUUGAGCAGGUAGAGUAUUCACUGGAAUUUAUAUGUGCAGUUUCGGGUAGUUCUGCAUCUUCUGUCAUACUGGACAAUACAUGUCCUCGACUUGUUUUUAUUAUUAUCUGGCUAACUGGAAAGUAUGCUUUUUUGUAUUGCUUAUGAAGGCGAAGCAGAUACUUCAUUUCCUAUUAAGUUGCUGUAAGUAUUAACUGUUGUGACAUAACAGUGAUGGGGAGUUCAAUGGAUGGCUCCACUCACGGUUGUUGAUCUAUUACUAUGGUGGAAAUGUUGGAAUAUGAAACCGAAGUAGAGAGUAAUUUAAUUUGGAACUGCAUUCCUUUAGCAACAAUAUGGACCAUUUGGAAUACUAGAAAUGCUUAUAUGUUUUCGAUAAUGCAAAUCCGGACUGGGUGGAGAUCCUAGAGCUAAUUAAGACAAGAGUAGCACCAUGGGUGAAAACUAGAGGGGAAAAUGAACAGUACACGGUCAAUGA
Molecule: messenger RNA, 4103 nt
Organism: Rhododendron vialii
Lineage: Eukaryota; Viridiplantae; Streptophyta; Magnoliopsida; Ericales; Ericaceae
Product: pre-mRNA-splicing factor ATP-dependent RNA helicase DEAH1-like
Exons: 3
Coding region: 40-3201 (1053 amino acids)
Cellular component (GO): intracellular anatomical structure; catalytic step 2 spliceosome
Molecular function (GO): RNA binding
Source: RefSeq, a predicted model, not a curated record